UAUGGACUGUGAGGUGGAAUCUAGGUCUCUUCUGUCUUCCAGCCAAGCCCCAAGCAGGCAGCUACACGGGAGAUGCAGAUGCAGACGCCAGAGACUUCCAUAUGGGCUGCAGUGUCUGCAAUCCAGGCUGCAGACAAGAAGAUGGAUGCUCACACCAUGCACUUACUGCAGCUGGAGGGCAGGAUGGGCUCAGCAGAGAAAAAGCUGAUCAGUUGUGAGAAGACCACGGCGGAAAUGGAGAAACAGCUGGAGAGCAAAUGGGCUGCCUUGGGAACCCUGAUGGAGGAGUAUGGGCAGCUGCAGAGGAGGCUGGAGAAUAUGGAGAACCUGCUCAGGAACCGGAACUUCUGGAUCCUGCGGUUCCCACCAGGCACCAGAGGAGAGACGCCCAAGGUGCCAGUGACCUUCGAUGACAUCUCGGUCCACUUCAACGAGCAGGAAUGGGGUGACCUGGACGAACUGCAGAAGGAUCUUUACAAGACCGUCAUGAAGAGCAACUUUGAGACUUUAGUCUCGCUCGACUACGCCAUUGCCAAGCCUGAAAUCCUGUCCCGGAUGGAGCAAGGACAGGAAGUAUGUGAGAGAAGCCCUGGCGCUCCAGGUGGGGGGAGUGCCCUGCUGGACCUUGGCACAGACUCCCCCGUGGCUCCAGUGGACGUUUCUUUGUGGCUUAAGCAAGAGCUGGAGGAGCGGCCAGCUGGAAAUGCUAGGCCCCCCGAGGAGGCGGGAGAGCUCAGCAGUCCUCCCCACACAGGUGAAGCCUGCAUUUAUGGCACUUCCUGCUCCUACUGGGUUCUCAAGCACGACUGGACGGGCCUGGCUGGAGGCAUGCCGUCCUUUGGGGGGGAGUGCCGGAAGGCUGGCUGGGCUGUCUGCAGCGAGCUCUUUGUGGUGAAGGAGGCGGCAGGCUCCCCUGGGGUUGCAGUGGGCACCUCCACGUGGAUUAAAGAAGAGGUGGAGGAGGUGCUCUUUGACCCGGCGGGGGACUGCAGCGAAGGAGAUCUCCACUGUAGUUCUUCUCUGGUUGACUGUUGUGCUGGGGAGGAAGGCAAGAAGAGCCCUGAUGAGAUUCCUCCUUCCUGGACAGAAUAUCAAGCCGUCACGGUGGAAGACAAUCCUGUAGCUGGACCCCAGGAAAGCGCCUGUUUCCAGGAGCCCCUGUUCCUUGGCGAGGGCCCCAGCACUGGUGUGGCCGCCUUUCUGACCUGGGCUGAUGCCGCUGCGGACCUGGAGCACACGUUGCACGAACAGCACCGAGGGCGUUUCUACAAGAUCAUGGAGGAGAUCUUGUCUACAAAACGGGAGGACAACAACAGCUACAUCAACCGGGACCGAUACCAGACGUUGAUCGAAGAAGUCAAAGAGGCGAAAAGGCUUCGUAGCAAAAAGGGCAAACACUACCGGCGCCUGAGGCGCUUCAGUAUCCUGAACAUUGGGACGGAGGAGAAGCUGGUGGUGCCCGUCUCUCCUGGGCACACGGAAGUUGUGUUCUUUGUUCAGUACGAGGAUUUGUUUGAUAUUCUGCACGAGGCACACAUCACGAUUGGCCACGGAGGCCGGACCAGAAUGUUGAAGGAACUUAGUCGUAGGUACAAAAACGUCACUGCUGAAGCUGUAAUGACUUACUUGAAACUCUGCGAACUUUGCCAGAAAAAGCAGAGCGGACCCAAGAAAGGUUUUGCUGCACGGCCGGCCUUGCCCACUGAAAUGGAUUCUCGUCCUUUUAAUAUUGUUCAUAUAUAAAACAAUGCCAACGGUG
Messenger RNA from Heteronotia binoei (common prickly gecko), 1759 nucleotides. RefSeq lists its product as uncharacterized. The coding region runs from base 73 to 1743 and encodes 556 amino acids. The record is from RefSeq and is a predicted model, not a curated record. The transcript has 8 exons. NCBI's taxonomy places the organism in Eukaryota, Metazoa, Chordata, Lepidosauria, Squamata, Gekkonidae. Gene Ontology annotation, biological process: regulation of DNA-templated transcription.